GUUAUCGUAUCAGUUGGUUGUGAGAUCUUCUCAGCACAGCAUACAUCAGCUCCCGAUCUGCGUUUCGUAGUACCGUGACGUGUUUAGCAAAGCACACAGUGCAAAAUGUUCCGAAAAUUGGUCGUUGCCUCCCUCCUAGUCUCGCUGGUCGUGGCUCUCCCCCAGCGGUCUCAGUCCCGCAGCGGUGGCGGCGGUGGUGGUGGCGGCGAUGAAGCCGGCGCCGAAACCCUUAACCAGGACACCGUGAUCAAUGCGGACGGUUCGUACACUUACAACUACGAGACGAGCAACGGCAUCAGUGCGUCCCAGGCCAGUAACGACGGAACCAACGCCAACGGCAACUUCGCCUUCACCGCACCGGACGGUGUGCGGUACGAGAUCGUGUACAUUGCCGACGAGAAUGGAUUCCAGCCGCAGGGUGCUCAUCUGCCGACGGAACCGCCAGCACCCGAUCACGUGAUCAAGAUGCUGGAGGAUAUGCGCGCCAACCCACCAGAGGGCGCCGACCUUGAGUCGCUCGAUGCUACCCUGAACCGACUGCGCGCCACCCUCGGUUAGAGGAUGGGAUCGUGACAGUGGGUUGGCUACUGGAAGCUAACCCAUAGCCCACCCCACGGAUAGGUUAGUGAGAUGAAAGUGUACAGGGUACUAGAUAAAGGGAGCGUGCGCUAGCGAUCGUACGCUAGUGUGUGUUUGUAAAACAAUGUAAAAUAUGAAAGCCUCGCCAUUUGCUCGGAAAAAAUAA
This is a messenger RNA of Anopheles stephensi (Asian malaria mosquito), 745 nucleotides long. RefSeq names its product cuticle protein AMP1A-like. Lineage: Eukaryota; Metazoa; Arthropoda; Insecta; Diptera; Culicidae. Bases 106 to 558 code for a protein of 150 amino acids. Gene Ontology annotation, cellular component: chitin-based extracellular matrix. Gene Ontology annotation, molecular function: structural constituent of chitin-based larval cuticle. The record is from RefSeq and is a predicted model, not a curated record. The transcript has 2 exons.